Molecule: messenger RNA, 1418 nt
Organism: Prorocentrum cordatum
Lineage: Eukaryota; Dinophyceae; Prorocentrales; Prorocentraceae
Source: the annotation of a GenBank genome assembly
AGGACAUGCUCCGCAUCGGCCAGCACGACUUCUCGCAGCAGCGGCUGCGGACGGUAAUGACGACGCCCCCGUUGCUCUUCAACCACAUGACCCAGUUUACUUGGGUUAUGUCAGCCAGUACUGGCGCGUUCGAUAUGGUGCUGGCCGACCAGAGUUGGCGUAGGAGCACGAGCAGGCCCGCCUUUGCGCGCGAGAGGAAGACGCGCGUGGCGAGCGGCAGGAUGGAGUGGGACGUGCCCAAGAACUACAUCGAGGCCCUCGACGAGGACCCGGAGGCCGUGAGGGGAUCCAGGGAAACAUCUUUAUAUGACGUUCACGGCAGCGCCCGUCUAGCUGGCAGUAAUCGACGGCUUGAGUCCGUGUCCUUGUGUGUUAUGCGCCCGUUCUUGCAUAUCGCCAGAUUCUUUACAGACCGUGUGCGCAGCCAUCACCUACUCUGUAGAAGCCGCAAGUCUGAUGCGGAGGCAGCGAGUCAGUGUGACGCAGCUUUCUCUGCUCCCGUCGCCCACACGUGCCGUGAUUCCUUUGCCAACUAGUGUUCGCGUGGUAUCGCGAGCCACCGUGCAUGCGGCAACACGUGUCCAGCAUUCACCAUCAAUCAUUUCAUGAUGCUCGCACGGCAGGGAGCACUGACAUGGAGCACCGCUUGUUUGGCGACGUGAACCGUUUGCGUCCAUGUUCUAAGUAUCGUUGGUGUGCGAGUCUUGCGCCCGUCUAUCGCUCGUUCCUCUGUAUUCUUGUUGCACGCGGUGAUGUGCCCCCAUGUUGCCAGGCGACGUGUAACCCGGCGCGUCAAUGUGAUGCUUCUUUCUGUCCUCCCGUCGCCCACACGUGCCGUGAUUUUUUUGCCAAUUAGUGUUCGCAUGGUAUCGCGAGCCACCGUGAAUGCGGCAACAUGUGUCCAGCACUCACCAUCAAUCAUUUCAUGAUGCCCGCACGGCAUGGUGCAUUGGCAGGACACACCGUUUGGUUGGCGACAUGUUUCGUAUUCUAAGUAUCGUUUGUACGCGGGUACUGCGCCCGUCAAUCGCUCGUUCCUCCGUAUCCUUGUCGCACGCGGUGAUGUGCCUCCCUUUUGCCAGACGAUGUCUAACCCAGCUGGCUUCUGAGCUCCUCGGGGCCAGCCAUGCGGGGCCCGAGCUAUAUUGUCUCUGCGCUUUCCGCAGUUUGCAUGGGACCUAGAUGCAAUCGGCUUCUGGGGAGAAAAGCGCCAGUGUGAGGUGCAGGCGCGGCGAUGCCGGGGAAGUAUGCAGCCAGAAGAGCGACCAUCUCAAUGGUAGUUCGAUGAUACAUGACAUUCGUGGGAUGAACGUGGCUACUUUUUUGCGCCGUUGCUGGCUUCGAUCUUCGCUGGAGCAGCGCACUGCAGUUCGUGGAUUGUCUUGGCGUCCUACUCGCCAUGACGUUUGCCCACGCUA